Messenger RNA from Diabrotica balteata, 3335 nucleotides. The record is from the annotation of a GenBank genome assembly. NCBI's taxonomy places the organism in Eukaryota, Metazoa, Arthropoda, Insecta, Coleoptera, Chrysomelidae.
GCUCAUUCAAAGUCAUUGAAUCCGAACACUAAGAAAGGUUCAGUUAUAAUAGUAGUUAUCGUUUAUAGUAAUAGUAGGCGAGUGGGGUGGUUGUCUACGCGUUUGUGAAUGUCGAAGCGAAUAACAAUAACCAUGAACAUAUAUCUUCUGGUGUCUUUGUCAGUUAUGACAACAGUAAUAUGUUCACCACCAUCAGUUGAUCCAUACAUUGAGAGUUUCACCAAAGGUCUCAACGAAAUUGAACAUAUCGCUAAAGAGUACAAAUACGAGGAACAAAAUUUCGAUGCUGAAAAGCUAAAUUCUUCUGCAGCCUCCAGAGAUUUCGACUUCAUUAUUAUCGGUUCAGGAGCAUCGGGAGCUGCUCUAGCAACCAGACUUUCGGAGGUACACGAUUGGAAGAUUUUGGUCUUAGAAGCAGGAUACGUAGAAACACCAAUAUCACAAGUACCCAAUAUAUACCAAUAUCUACAGACAACACCUUACGAAUGGGGUUAUACAACCACAGAACAAAAACAUUCCUGUUUAGGUAUGGAAGGCCACAAAUGCUCUAUUAAAUAUGGCAAAGCUCUCGGUGGUAUAACAUCAGUAGAUAACAUGUUAUAUACUAGGGGAAACCAAAGAGAUUAUGACAAAUGGGCUGACUUAGGUCUGAAGAACUGGUGCUGGAAUGAUGUAGCUCACUAUUUCAAGAAGAUGGAAGAUGCAUAUAUUCCUGAGUUAGACAGGAAACAUCAUGCUUUUGGUGGUCCAGUCCAUCUGGAACAUUUCCGUCACUCCACCGGCUUAGGAAAACAUAUAUUAGAAGCAGGACAUGAACUUGGUAUCAAGGCAGUUGACUACAAUGGCAAAGAUCAACUUGGACUCUCCCUUCCUCACGCAACAACCAAGGCUGGUCGUAGGAACAGUGUAGCUCAGUCGUAUUUAGGACAAGCCAUCAAAAGACCCAACUUAGAAGUAAGAUUAGGUGCCAGAGUUAUACAAAUUUUGAUCAGCCCACACACGAAGGAGGCGUAUGGAGUCAAAUUCGUUCAAGAUGGUCAUAUACUCGUUGGAAAAGCUACUAAGGAGAUCAUUUUGGCCGCUGGACCUGUAAAUACGCCACAGUUACUUUUACUAUCAGGUAUUGGCCCUAAAGAUGAUUUGGAAAAUUUAAAAAUUGAAAAUCUAGCAGAUCUUAAAGUUGGAACUAACCUAAAGGACCAACUAAGUUUCCUAGCGUUAAACUUCCAUGUAAAUGAGUCUUCAAAAAUACCAGAGACAAAAGAAAUGGUUGAGGAAUUAUUGAAACUUGGAGGAGGUCCCCUAACUUCUCCAGGAAUAGAAGCCGUAGGAUAUUUGAAGACCGAAGCUUCCAAAGAGAGUGUUGACUAUCCAGACAUAGAAGUGGUGGUGCACAAAGACGUUCUCAAAAAUGGUAAGAAUACAGUAAUUUAUUUUAAAGAUAAAAUGCCACAGAUUUUUCACAAUGUUAAGUUGUUCAUAAAGUACAUAACUUUUGUACGACAAAGUACUGUACUAAGUACAAAGUUGUAACGUUAAGCUUUUAUGCUGACUUCCCAUGAAUUUGUCAAUGUUAAGUUAUUGAAAAUGAAAUAUUUUUUUAUGAAAAGCUACAGUUUCUUCAUAUUCUUCUCAAUAUUAUUUAACUUCUUCACUAUCUUCCCUUAAAGUCGAACAUUAUCCCUUUAUUAUGAUAUUUCAGAUAGGUUUAACUUAUAAACUGACUUUUCAUAUAUAGCUCUCUUUUUUGUCGCAACGUCUUCGUUUUAUAUUCUUCUCGAAAUUAGAUUCGUCUAAAAAUUUUUGGCGCCUUCAAAUACUUUGGCUUUUUUAUGGAUAGGGCAGAUUAUACUUUUUUCCACUGUUUGCGAAUUUUUUCUUCUAUCCAUAUUUCUUGUAGUAGUUGGUGUAUCUGUUUUGUCAAAUUUUUUCCUACUUGCUUGUAUACUGCUGCCGGAAUUUUAUCUAUUCCAGGCGCUUUAUUGCUUUUUUGCUUUUGGAUUGCCAUUCGAACCUCCUCUAGCCUUGGAGGUCUAGUUGUUAUUUAUGCAGAAGCUAGUCUUCGGUUUGUACCCCAGUCUAAAAUGUUCGAUGAAUUAUUAUGCACUGCGUGUUUCGUUCUUGAACUACCUCUCUAUGUUUAAUACUCGUUAGUUUUCGUACUCCAUUUUUAGGUUUGCAUAAUUUAUCAACCCUUCGUCUUUUGUUUUCAAAUUCUGAUUUCCUCUCUCUAGUUCAUCGAAGUAUGUAAUUACGAUGUGCUCCAUUUCUUUCCUAAAUCGGUUGUUUGCAUUCUUCAUCGAACCAUGUUUUUUCUUUUCGUUAUAUUUUUAUUCCUAGUACUUCUUUUGCCAUGUUCAAUUUAAUGAUGCUUAUGUUGUUCCACUGAUUAUCUAUUGCGGAUUCUUCUCGUAAUCUUUCAUCCCCUUUUCUGACAAAUCUUUCUUGUACCUCAGAUACUUUUAGGUUAUCUAAGAUUAGUUUUUCGUGGUUUGGAUAUUUUGCCUUUGCCUGUCAACUGAUUUUACAUUUAAAUUGUCAAAUGUCCUUAUGAAUGUCCCGAUAUGGAAAGCAUGUCGAACUGAUAUCUAUAUUCUUUCCAGCUGCAAAGUCUCUCUUAGCCGAUUUUGGCGUUUGUGUAGCCUAUCACUAUUUUGAUGUCGAUAAUUCAGUGAAAUAGUCAUUAAAAAUGGUGGACAUAUUUCUGUGUUUACUGUAUUUCUUGUUUUAGCCGAACAAUUCCAAAGAGCUAACCGCAUCAAGAAGGAUAUGCACGAAGUAACACAUCCCAAACGGACUAUUUCAACAUCGAAGUAAAUCUUCUUCACCCGAAAUCAACAGGAUCAUUAAAAUUGCAUGAUCAUGAUCCCUUCCACUACCCAUUGAUCAAUCCAAAUUCACUUACCGAUCCAGACGACCACGAUCUAGAAACUUUAGUUGCUGGUAUCCACAAAGCUAUAAAGUUAUCAAAAACCGAAGCUCUACAAAAACUAGGCGUGCACAUCAGUGAGAAAAAAGUACCAGGGUGCGAAACAGAACAACAUGACCAUUACUGGAAAUGCGCUGUGAGACAUUUAUCAACCAACAAAGGACACAUCACCGGCACUGCUAGAAUGGGAGCUGAAGGCGAUAAAGAUGCCGUUGUAGACGAGAAGCUUAAAGUAAAAGGAAUACACAAGUUGAGAGUUGCCGAUGCUAGUGUCAUACCCGUAACAAUCUCUGGCAACUUGGUUGGUCCUUCAAUUUUGAUUGGGGAGAGGGCGGCAGAUUUGAUAAAAGAAGACUGGAAAUAAGUUAUGUAUUCGAUUCGACAUAAAUAUAUAUUUUUGUAAUAU